Messenger RNA from Bolinopsis microptera, 2267 nucleotides. RefSeq names its product high affinity cationic amino acid transporter 1-like. Lineage: Eukaryota; Metazoa; Ctenophora; Tentaculata; Lobata; Bolinopsidae. Gene Ontology annotation, molecular function: amino acid transmembrane transporter activity. Gene Ontology annotation, biological process: transmembrane transport; amino acid transport. The coding region runs from base 93 to 1901 and encodes 602 amino acids. The record is from RefSeq and is a predicted model, not a curated record. Gene Ontology annotation, cellular component: membrane. The transcript has a single exon.
GCUUACACUUCAUCACAAGCAUCGACUUUAAUGCUCUGGAGGACUGUGAAUCACAAGGACUAACACAAAACAGGGACAUACCAAGAUCCACCAUGUCAUCAUGCAAUGAAAACUACAACUGCAGACCACCUCCCUUCCUCGAGCGGAUAUUCCAAAAGUCAACCCCUGAAGAUCAACCCCAGGACCUGAAGAAAUGUCUGAACCUCUUCGACCUGACGGUUCAGGGGCUAGCGCACAUAAUCGGGACUGGCAUCUUCAUCAUGACACCGGGUAUAAUAAAGAUGAUAGCUGGGCCUGGUAUGGUGGUAUCCUAUCUCAUAGCGGCAGCAGUCCUGGUUUUCACCGUCCUCUCUUACAUGGACCUUGGAGCUAGGUUCAAAGGUAUUGGGAACGCGUAUGUGUACGUAUACGCUGCUUUGGGAGAGUUCGCUGCUGGACUUAUUGGCAUCUUCAUACUCACCGAGCUUGCCCUGGGUCUUGCCCUGGUGUCCGUUGGGUUUGGUCAGAAUGUAGAAAUGUUUUUCCUGAAUGGUCACGGUCGUAACCUCCACAUCGAGUACUCGGGCUCGCAUCUUAUAAAAUAUUUCGCCCAGAACGUCAACAUCAUGGCAAUCCUCCUGAUCGUUAUCUGCUGCUGUAUAAACUGUGCAGGCAUCAAGAAGGUAGUGUUCACUAACAUUUUCACAGUGUCCUACAGCAUCUUAGCUCUGACCAUGUACUGCAUACUAUCUCUGAUAUACGGAAGUAACAGCACAUUCGCCCACUCCACGGAUCCUGAUACUGGGAGAGGAGGAGUAUUUCCUUAUGGAGCUGCUGGUGUGAUUACUGGAGCAGCAGUCACAGUGGUCUCUUACGGUGGGUUUGAAACAGUUGUGAGUCUCUCAGCGGAAGCUAACAACUCUAAACGAGACGUUCCCCUGGCGAUCGGACUGAGUUUUGGGUUAACAACUGUGAUCUACGUGUCUGUUACCUUGGCUAUCGUGUAUCUUGCUCCUUGGUAUAGCUUAGAUGAAGGUACUGGCAUACCGGGAUCUUUAGAAGCGCACGAUCUAACCAUUCCAAAGCACAUCAUCAUUGGAGCUAUCAUGAUGGCGUCCGCUAGUCUUGUCUUGUGCACACUCACCACACUGGCACGAGGACUCAUGGUCCUCUCUGAAGAUGGGCUCAUAUUCAAAUGUCUGAGUUGUGUGGCAGAGUGUACUAAAGUACCGAUUGCUGCUACAGUCACCGCGGCAGGUAUAACUAUUGUCUUCACACUUGCCUUCUCCUACGAGAUCUUGAUUCAUCUGGUAUCCGGUGGAGCCUUGCUAACGUUCGCUGCCGUGUGCUACUGCCUCAUCGUUAUUUCCUACACCAGAACCACGAAACCUGUGACCGAAUCUUCGAGGCUCAUCGAAAAUGAAGUGCUGCCAAGCGAAGCAGAGUCAACAACAUCAUCACUAGAUCUUGAGGAGACAGCAGGUUAUAUUCAACAUCAGGAAUGGAAGGUCGUGUUCUGGAUGGCAUCUUUCUGGAAACUUCUAGCGGUCGCUAUAAUCCUAUUUUACUGGCCCACUGGUUGGGACUUCUGGCAUGUUCGUGUGCCACUGAUGGUACUCUUGGGGUUGAUUAACAUAUCUAUACUGUCGUACAUCAAGUUUAACUACUACAUCCAGCCUCAGACAGAUCCUGGCUUUGUGUGUCCAGGAAUACCGUUUGUGCCGGCCAUGGGCAUAACUCUGAAUCUGGCCUUGUUCAGUGCGCUUGAUUUAUUAGCCCAUUUGAUGACUGUGGCAUAUUUUGCUGUUGGAUUUGUGAUUUAUUUUGGGUACGGGUAUUUUCAUUCAAGGAUCACAUUGAGGAAGCAGAAAGAGAUGGAGAUAAAUUUUAAUAAUGAAACUCAAGAAAUGAGAAUGGAAUAGUCUUAAAUUUUAAUGCUAAAUUAGAUUUUAAUAUUAGAAAUUUGUAGUACUCAAUAGCGUAAAAAUAAUCCGAUAUCAUUCCUUCACUCGAGUAUUUCCGUGUUACAACAAAUCUCUGUCAAGAAUAUUUAUUGGUGAAAAUAGCGAAAAUUAUUGUGAACGGUUUGUAUCAAGAAAAGUACGGCUAUUUGCCUUUAAUAAGUAGUACUAUUUUCGAUAUCCCUCUUUUUACAAUAUCAUACAUAAUACAAUCAACAAUAAUAAUUACUUAAUAUAAUAUAGUUAUGCUGGAUUUUGUGAUUAAACAUGGUUUCUUUUAUGUUGAUUUUCUGUUUUUGCAUCUAAAUUAAUGUUUUGUAGCUUAUA